Messenger RNA from Entelurus aequoreus (snake pipefish), 5314 nucleotides. RefSeq names its product carbohydrate sulfotransferase 12-like. Gene Ontology annotation, cellular component: membrane. The transcript is spliced from 6 exons. Gene Ontology annotation, biological process: proteoglycan biosynthetic process; carbohydrate biosynthetic process. Bases 323 to 1318 code for a protein of 331 amino acids. Lineage: Eukaryota; Metazoa; Chordata; Actinopteri; Syngnathiformes; Syngnathidae. Gene Ontology annotation, molecular function: sulfotransferase activity. The record is from RefSeq and is a predicted model, not a curated record.
UUAACAUUGCAACACAUGCCAAUACGGCCGGGUUAACUUAUAAAGUGCAAUUUUAAAAUUCCCGCUAAACUUCCGGUUGAAAAUGUCUAUAUAUGAUGACGUAUGCGUGUGACGUCAAUCGUUGAAACGGGAAGUAUGCGGACACAUUGAAUCCUAUACAAAAACUCUGUUUUCAUCUCAAAAUUCCGCAGUAUUCUGGACAUCUGUGUUGGUGAAUGUUUUGCAAUUUGUUUAAUGAACAAUAGAGACUGCAAAGAAGAAAGUUGUAGGUGGGAUCGGUGUAUUAGCGGCGGACUACAGCAACACAACCAGGAGGACAGAGAUGGAUAGCAGACGCGCUAGCCACCGAACUCACCUUAACUUCCUCCGUCUCGCCGACCGCAUCUGUGAUCGGGUGAAGUCCUUCGUCGCACCGUCGAUCGCUGGAACGCAGGACAUGUCAACAGGGAGCAUGGUCCAAGAGCAGGAGCUGAGGAAGAGGAUACUGAAAGACGCGUGCAGAGAAGACAUAGAGAAUUUUCCCAAAGAUAAGCAAAGCUCGGACGAACGUAUCAACGAAGUGCUACGACAACUCCUUGUGGAUGAUGAACAUGGCGUCAUUUACUGCUUCAUACCAAAGGUGGCAUGCACUAAUUUGAGGAGGUUGUUCCUUGCACUAAAUCAUGGCAAGCCGUAUCCUGAUCUCAUGAGCAUAUCUUCCGAAGCGGCCCACAAUCCAGAGGGUCUGCCUCUUCUUGCUAGCUACUCGAAAUACGAAAGGGAGGCCAAGUUGAAGCACUACACCAAGUUCAUGUUUGUCCGUGAACCCUUUGUGCGCCUUGUCUCAGCCUUUCGGGACAAGUUCCUGACCCCCAAUCAGGCCUUCUACGAAAAAUUUGGCCGACUCUUUCUGCGUCGCUACAGCAACCAGUCUGACCCCCCGUUGAACGUGGAAGAAGCAUAUGUGUCUGGCAUUCAGCCCACUUUCUAUAACUUUGUCCAGUACCUGCUAGACCCAAGGACAACAGAAAAAUAUCCAUUUGAGCCUCACUGGAGGCAGAUGCACCGCCUGUGUCAACCCUGCUUCAUUGAGUACGACUUUAUUGGGCAUCAGGAAACGCUUCAGGAAGAUGCCCUGCAACUAAUAACGUCCUUGAACCUGCAGGAGCUCAUCAAGUUUCCAUCAGCCUACCAAAAUGUGACGUACCUUGCGUCAUUGUCAGAGUGGUUUAAAGCAGUGCCCCUGGAGGACAGGAGGAGACUUUACAAGCUUUACGAGAAGGACUAUAAGCUGUUUGGCUACAAAAUCCCUUACUUUUUACUCAACGACAUACAAUAGAGGCGGAGCCCUCUUUGGGCUAUUUGCUAAGCCGUAGUGGGCGUUCACCAAAGAGCACAGUCCUCCUGUAGAAAUAGACUGACCAUACGUCCUCUUUUCCCCGGACAUGUCCUCUUUUGCGUGGCUGUCCGGGCGGGGUUUCUUAAAUGCCUCAAAUGUCCGGUAUUUUGAGUUAGGGUUGCGUGUAUUUUCAAUGUACGUCCAGGGUUAAGAAGGCGUUAAAAACAAAACAAAUUGUGAAGGUGUGCGCACGCAGCAACAUUCGUGAGGGAGGGGCAGAGACAGAGAGCGAGACAGUCGAGAGACAGACAGAACACAAGAGAGAAGCCGAAACGUAAAUGCAACUUCGCGGAUGAUUUGCGGGAAAAGUAUCUGUGUUUUCGUCCUGGCCGUGACACAUGGAAAGCAGAAUGCACUGUGUGCAAAGCAGGAACGUAUAUAUCUGUGGCAAAUAAAGGGGCCAACGAUCUACAAGCCCAUAUCGACACUACAAAGCACAAAACAGCUGUGCAGGGCGAGAGCUCGUCUGCUGUUUUUUGUUUAAAUUUAAUUAACUUGUUUUGAGGCAUUAUUUAUGUUUAGAUUAUAUACAAGAGGUUAUUUUGAAUAUUUCUACCUCUGCACUUUUUUUUCCAAAACUGUGAAUGUUACAGAAUAUAAGUCUGACUUAUUUUGUUAUACUGUCAACCAGUGUUGGCGUUAACACACUUUUUGUGUCUUUUUAACCUAUUGAAAUCAGAAAGGACGCAGAUUUUUUAUUUUUAUUUUUUACCAUUUGCGGCCCACAGAUAAUGUUUUAAAAGCCCACGGCACAUUCUAAAAAUACUAUUAAAAUAAACAAUAACAUAAAAGUAAAAUAAAAAAGCCUAAAGGUGAAAUGUAAUUUAGAAACAGUUGCAAUGUUGACUAAUAAAACAAAGCUGUUUUUUUUUCUUUCAAACUGUCAUUGCUCAAAACAUAAUAUUGAAUCAAAAUCAAUGUUAUUAUGAAUUAUUGACCUAUCAAAGGUUCCGAUUACUUCACAUCAAAUAUUCCACUUUGAAAAAUAUUUUUGGUGGAAGAUUUUGCAUAUUUUGUGUGUUUGCCAUAAAAAACAUAGUUUUGUUUGACAAAAAAGGGCGGAAAACAAACAAACAGCAUAAAAAAAAUAAAACAUUUUGAAAUGAGGAAUAGAUCUGAAGUUGAUGUAGACUCCAGAGAUUUAAAUGUUGAAUAUAAAAUGUAUGUUUGCCCUGGCACACCAUUAUUAUCAUUUCAUGACUGAAGCAAAACACUUUUUACACUUUUAUACUGAAAUAAAUACACCUACAACUUAUUAAAUAAAAACAUAGAAAAAACUACCAGCAGCGGUAAAGUUUAGAUCCAUGAAGGAAAGAAGAAAGUGAAUGAAUGUUUAUAACUGAAUACAUUUACAUAUGCAUGCACAUUGGUUUUCUUUUGUAUUAUCUUUUUUAAUGAAUUAAGUAACGUGUAUGACAACCUUUUUCCAAAACACAAUAUAGAAUGUGAGAUAUAACAGGAUAAUGCAUACAUUUGUCAUUUGUUUUCAAAACGCUUACAAAAAAGUGGGACCGGACCCCAAAAAUGUAAAGUGGGACCCCAUUUUUAUGACUUGAUGGGGUCCCUGGGACCUCAUUUUGAAAAUUCCUAGCGCCAACACUGCUGUUAACAAAGGAGAAAAAAUGCUUUACUUUAAUAAAUAUAUUAUUUAUAAAGCAAGUUCGAGUAUCAUUGGCAAAUUUUCACCUAGUCCUGGCCUUGGCGUGCUGCCCGCCUUGUCAUGCAUAUGUGUCCUCUUUUUGGGAUUUCAGAAUAUGGUCAAAGAAGCCAAACAUUGAUUUUGACUUGGACAGUAUUCUCCUCUUUGAUACAGUUGUGCAUUUGGACGUACAUAGUGACGUCAGUGGAUGUCACUGGCAGGGCCGAAUUAACCUAAGAGGAGUGGAGGGGGGGGACAGUCACCCUGCAGAACAAGGGAAUCACCUGAGGGAGCGCUCUCCUGUACUCGUUUGAGGGAAUCCAAAAAUGGCGGGUAGUCUGAGCUGCUGUUUGGUGCGUAAGCACAAAUAACAGUCCCAACCCUUCCCCCCACCCGAAAGAGGAGGGAAGCUAUCCUCUCGUCUACUGAGUUGAAUUUCAACUAGGGCUGGGCGAUAUAUCGAAUAUACUCGAUAUAUUGCGAUAUAGAAAAUGACUAUAUCGUGAUAUUUGAGUAUACGUUCUCAGGCAGUUGCUUUUAGCUGUGGGCAUUACACUACAGGCUCUUCUCACUCUUUCUUGUCUUUCCUUCUCACUGAGACUUAAAACAAGCGCACCUUCUUACAUACGUCACAUACUGUCGCGCGUGCAACGUCACACACUCUCGCGGAGCAGAGAGGUAGCGAAAUGGUAACGUUAGCUGUGAUGCUAGCGGUGCAGUGCGAGUGGUAAUACGAGAGAAAGAAGGUGCGAAUCUGGUAACAAAUGAAGGAAGAAUUAAUUCCCAAGAAAAACAGCACGCGGUCCAUCGUCUGGCGGUGAUUUGGCUUCAAGCGGCAAGAUGUCGAACAAGUAUGCGGCAAAAGCGUUGCUACAAAAAGUAGCAUUACUACUAAUUUGUAGCAUGACUUGAAAAGUCACCCGCUACAGAAUGAAGAGUGCUUGAAACUCCGCAUGUCAACAUCUCCGUUCGGUGCCACACCAACAAAAUGCCCAAGCAACCAUUUCCAGAUCAACACCGUAUGAAACAAAUAGUCAACAGAAUGAGAUAACGUCCGCAGGAACCUACCACAUAGCGAAGGACAUACACUAUUUGAUUUCUUAUUAUGCAGCUCAUUUUUAUUUGACAGUUAUUGAAAUAUCUUGUGUGACAUCAUGCACAAAAGUGCACUUUAUUUGUUUUAAACUAUUGUAGUGGCAUUCUGUACAAAAAGUGCACUUUAAUUUAGUGUUGUUUUGAUAUGUCAUCUUAGUGACAUCAUGCACAAAAGUGCACUAAUAGCUUGUUUUAAAAUGUCUCUGACAAUCUUGCACUUUCUGUUUUGGAAAUGACAUGAAUGUUUGUGCCACUGCUUAAUAACUGUUUAAUAAAUACAGUUUUGGUAAAUUGACUCAGUUGUGGUUUCCCUCUCUGCAUGAAAGUUUAACAUGAGCAUAUAUUAAUGGAGUAUGAACAAGGAUGUUUUAAUGUAGACACAUAGAAUCAUCAUACUGUUGUGAUUAUAUGCAUCAAGUGGUAAUUCAAGGCUGAGGCAAAAUAUCGAGAUAUAUAUCGUGUAUUGUGCCAUGGCCUAAAAAUAUCGAGAUAUUAAUAAAAGGCCAUAUUGCCCAGCCCUAAUUCCAACAUACAGGCUCUGAGCAGGGGGCCGACAAGAAUUGCCACACCAUUCCGUUGUCUCUCACUCCUUGCAACGCCAGAGUUCAGUUCAGUUCAGUUUCAGUUUAUUUCGAACAUGCAUACGAUACAAUGUAAUGCAUCACACAAUUCCAGUUGUUUUAUCACAGCACUACCGAAAAGGAGUAGGAAGAAGUUUGGGCUGUCAGAGAUUGAUUUUUUAGGUCACCGUAUUUCGUCGCUGGGUGCGAUCCCUUUGCCUUCAAAAGUGCAAGUGGUGGCAGAUUUUCCUCGCCCCUCCACUGUCAAAGCUCUGCAGGAAUUUUUGGCCAUGAUUAAUUUUUAUAAUCGGUUCCUUCCUCGCGCUGCCCACCUCCUGCAGCCUCUUUAUGGUGCCCUACGGAACAAAAAGGCAAGCGAUUCCCUCGAAUGGUCUCCUCAGCGAGUCCAAGCUUUUCAUAGGGCUAAAUCCGCGCUCGCAGAGGCUGCUCUCCUCGCCCACCCUGUUUCCGCGGCGCCCGUGGCUUUGACAACGGACGCGUCUGAUGUCGCCGUGGGCGCUGUGGUGGAGCAGCGGGUGGCGAAUGUAUGGCAGCCCCUUGCGUUCUUCAGUCGUAAACUGCGAGAUAACGAGCGGAAGUACAGUGUAUUUGACCGAGAGUUGUUGGCACUGUAUCUUGCAA